Messenger RNA from Centropristis striata (black sea bass), 2431 nucleotides. RefSeq names its product ubiquitin carboxyl-terminal hydrolase 37-like. The record is from RefSeq and is a predicted model, not a curated record. Gene Ontology annotation, molecular function: cysteine-type endopeptidase activity; cysteine-type deubiquitinase activity. NCBI's taxonomy places the organism in Eukaryota, Metazoa, Chordata, Actinopteri, Perciformes, Serranidae. Gene Ontology annotation, biological process: G1/S transition of mitotic cell cycle; protein deubiquitination. Gene Ontology annotation, cellular component: nucleus; cytosol. The coding region runs from base 459 to 2144 and encodes 561 amino acids. The transcript is spliced from 14 exons.
AAACUGCUGGAACAAAUACUUCAGCAAGGAAUGAAAGAAACAGUCAAGAUGACGUGGAAGUUAGAGACGAGCCAUGCUCCAGCCCACAAAAAAGUGUCAUUAUUGAAAAGGAGCCAAAACAACCCACUGUGGUCCCCGACACCAAAAAGUCCUGGUGGCGUAGGUUGUUCUGUCGUAAGAAGCAGACUCCUUUGGAAGUUUGUGUCCAGGAGGUUUCACCUGCCCCUGACACCUUCAUCUCAACUGCAGCUGGAGACAAAGAUGUCCUUGAUACUGCCCUUGAUACUCGAGAAGAAACUACUCCAGUCCCCAAGGAAGACACAGACCUGCCACUGUCCACAACACAAAACAUCAGUAUCAACACCAGCGAGGAGUCUCAGCAUGAAGAUGGUGUCCAGGAGGUUUCAUCCGCCCCUGAAACUUCAGCCUCAGCUGCAACUGAGGAUGAAGAAGAAGACAUGGAGUUGUUGUCUUCUUCUAUGUGUUUUUUUUCUUUAAUCAGCAGAAUCAACGCUGACGAGGAGUCCGAGGAAGGAGCUGGUGUUCAGGAGGCUUCACCCACCCCUGGAGAUGAAGAAGCAGCUAGUGCUAACCCCAGCAUCCAGUCUGAAGAUGGUGAAGCUGUGGAGAAGGCUUCAUCCAGCCCUGACAUUCUGGUCUCAACUGAGGAUAAAGACGUACCAGAAGACACAGAGUUGUUGUCUUCUGCCCCAGAAGAUAAGUAUAUGUCUUUUUCUAUUUUCAGCAGCAUCAACAAGGAGUCAGAGGAAGAAGCUGGUGUUCAGGAGGCUUCACCCACCGCUGAUGAAGAAGAAGCAACCAGUGCUAACACCACCAUUGAGCCUGAUCACGAUGAAGCUGUUGAGAAGGCUUCCAGUUGGCUCCGCUGGCUGGUGCCUCGCCGUAAGAAACAGAAUUUGGAGACAGAACCUCCAUCUGAGACAGCAGAGAUGGACACAGAUUGCACUGAGGCCCAGCCAUUUACCAUUCACAGUAAAAAACCCAACCCAAUAGGUCAGGGUGGGAGUGUAGACGUCGAAACUCUCAACGCCGAUUUAUAUAGAAAAGUGUUCCUUCGGCAGAAGAAUUUGUUGCAGGAAAAAACCUCAGCCAGCACAGACGUCAUUCCCAGAGAGGAGCUGGUCUGCCUCGGGUUCCCCAACCUGGCGCAGACCUGCUACAUGAACUCCACCCUGCAAGGCCUCCUGACGCUGAGACCUUUUGUUCACGACGUCAUCAAGCAGAAGAAGGUGUGGAUGUCUCACCCCGGAUCUAAAGUCAUCAGACGGUUUGUAGAUGUGGGACACAGCCACUUUAACAGCAACAAGAGAGAGGCAAAAAGUGUCCUGGCUGCUUUUAAAGACGCUGUCGCUGAGUUUAACUCAGAGUUUAAGGACCAUCAGCAGAAAGAUGCCCAUGAGUUCCUCAGCUCCUUGUUGAAUCAGAUGAAGUCUCUGAACUUUGACCUGCAGGAAUCAGCAAUUAACAUGGGCUUCAAAUACACCUGCCCUGUUGAUGCUCACAUCACCUUCCAGAUGUUGAGCACCAGGACCUGCAAAGGAUGCGGUAAACAAUCCAUGAGGGAGGAGGACUACAUCAACCUGUCCCUAGACCUGGUGCAUGGCGGCUCAGUAAACCAGUGUCUAAAGGACUACCUUAAAUUGGACCAGUUGGAGUAUCGGUGUGAGUGUGGUGCAGAGCAGUCAACGCAGCGGCCAUCCUUCUUGACCCUGCCAAAUGUACUGAUCCUGCAGCUGAAGAGAUUCAGCUUCACCAAAACCUACGACCUGGUGAAGGUGCAAAGCCCGGUUGUUUUAUCAAGAGAGCUGGUGGUGAAUCCAGAAUCUAGCGUUGCCGAACAGACAACAACUCGCUACUCUCUGGUGAGCAUCGUCAGCCAUUUAGGAUCCACAGCCAACUCUGGACAUUAUAUUUGUGACGGAGCCUACAGACCGGGAGAUAAUAAAGACCGAUGGCUAACUUACAACGACAAACACGUCAGUGAAACGACCGGCGCGUCUGUCUGCCACAAUCGCCAACAAACAGCCUACCUCCUGUUCUACGUGAAGCAGGUAAGGCAACAGCUCUUCUCUAUGGACAGAAAUAUGUGUCUUUCUGAAGAAGCUGAUAGACACACACACUAGGGUUGUCAAAAGUAAUCGGUACUCAAAAAAGUAUCGAUACUAAACGUUGUAUAAGGAUACGAUACUCAUUUUCAAAAAUAUCGAUACCCCCCAAACUUUCGUUUCAAACUGACCUAUUACUGAUGUUAUCGUAGCAUUAAUGUUAGCCGUGUUAUUAUUAGCCAUUAGCCGCAGCUAGCAAUUAAAGGCUGACGUCACUUCCUGCUACUUAUGUCGUUUGUGAGUAAAAUGGGCGGUUUUAGCAAUGUUUGAAAGAAACUGAUAACUUUAGUUAGCUAGCUAGAUAG